AUGGCAAAUCUCACUCUUCCCUUCAAAUGCAUCAUCAUCUUCUUCAUCUUCUUCUUCAUGAUCUCUCACACAUCUUCAUCUUCUUCUUCUUCAUCUUCACAUUCCUCUAAUAACAACCAACAGAUUCAACCUCGAAACCCUUCUUCACACAUCCCUCAAAUAUCUCACUACCAUCAAGUGUUCUACCUCAAGAACGCCAACCCUAACGCCGACCCUCCAACGUUUCUGAGCAGACAAGAAAGAAUCAAGAAGAGGAGGAUGAACAGAAACAAGAACAACAAGAACGUGAUGAUGAAGAAGCAUAGGAAACAUAGGAAGAAGAAGAUAGUCAAGAACAAGAACAUGAUGAAGUCGCCAGGACCUUUCUCUGUCAUGCUUCCCAAGGGUUUUGUUCCUCCUUCUGGCUCCUCACCUUGUCACAAUGAUCAACCCAAUUCCAUGUCAUUCCACUGCCAUCUCUCUUCGUCACAACCUUGA
This is a messenger RNA of Vicia villosa (hairy vetch), 477 nucleotides long. RefSeq lists its product as uncharacterized. The coding region runs from base 1 to 477 and encodes 158 amino acids. The record is from RefSeq and is a predicted model, not a curated record. Lineage: Eukaryota; Viridiplantae; Streptophyta; Magnoliopsida; Fabales; Fabaceae. The transcript has a single exon.